CGCUCAUGAGCACUCCUGCUUCGGCCACAGAGAGGCCUCCCGGUCCUCAUAAACAAAACGUCAAACUCGUUACACAAGAAGAACAAAAAGCUAUUGAGAAUUCAGAAAAGCACUCUCCUAAUCCUGAUGAGAACGAGCCCAAAGCACCCACACAUCAACGUCUUGUGCUCACCGACCCCAUCGCCUUCAGAAGUCAAGAACUCCAAGGCUACGAGAUAUACGUCGUCGAACAAUGGGCCACUUCUCGUACCCAUCCCACCUUUGUCAUCACCACCUUUACCGGUGAUCCACAACAUGUCGCUCAGGUCGGUAUCUUGAGCGUCCCUACAGACGAGUCUGGCUGGUCCGAUCGUCUGCGCGUCUACUUCAAGGCCCUGAACCAAUAUCAUGCCCGUCGGAGGGAGACUCCGCUCGGUAUACUGAUGAUAACAAACCUAUCUGGCUUUCCUUCGUCUCUGACGGUCAUUCCCGUUCCCGAUGGCGACCUCAAAAAGCACCGUUUCGACUUCUUCGUCUCUGAGAAUCUCAAGCGUAUGGGCUGUUCUGGACGUGUUGGUCUGACAUUAUCUGCACCCAACAGUGCUACCAUCGCCAAGUUCCAUCAGCUGUACAAGACCAGUGACAAAAAUCCAGUGAACGCAUCUGUCAUCGAGCUCGUCAAGCUAUGCCAGGCCGCUCUCAACAUUUUUGAUAAACUCGAUUUUGAUUAUGUAGACGGUCUGCUGUGCGACGUUACCGAGAAAGCAGUCAACGACUGGUGGCUAGAUAUCGGAGCCGAGUUCUAUAACAUAGAACCACACGAUGGUAUCCUUGGACCUACUACGGUAGCUGCUUUGCUUGGCCUUUUGAUGGGUGCUCGCAAUCGACUGAGUGCUGUUGGUGCAACUGUGCCAAAGGACCCUUUUGACAUUGAAGGCAUGAAACGCGGCAUCUCAUCUUUUCAAAAAAGCAAUCGUCUGGAGCGGACUCGACGACUCGAUCGACACACACUUGACAGGUUGCAUAGGACAUCUGCCAAGGCAGCCAAUGCUGAAGGGUGGUCAGUACCUCGUGCCGUCAAGAACACUGUGGCAGAGCUGAGUGGAAAAGGUGGCGAAAUGCUUGCAGAGGUCGUCGGAAAACGCGACAAGGCAGGUAUCGCCGAUAUCGAGACGUCGUACAUUGACAGAUUUGAGCAGCUUGUUUACGGUCAGCGCUGUAAAUGGCUAUGGCUUGGGAAACCUCUCAAGAGCCAAUCUGUCGACCUCAAGGACCAGAAGCAGAAUGAUUACGACAGAGGCUUCGGUCGCAUUGAACGAAAACAUACACAAGAGUCGAUUCUAACAGCACGGGCGGUUUCUGACGAGAUCAUGUCGCCUACAUGGUCUUCUAGCAGAGAAGGCGAAGGCUCUAUCAAGGAAGAAACCCAUCUUCAUCGCUCUGUGACGAAACGAGCGACAGGGCUGUUCAACGAAGGCAGACGAGGCUUUGACAAAUUCAAAGAUGCCGUUCGCGGCCACCACCCGAAAGGUUCGAAAGACGAGUCGCCAAUCUCACCUGCAGAUCCUUCGCGGCAAGACUUCAAAUUCCCUCAGACGCUGCAGCGAAUCAAUUCAAUAUCGCCACCUGCAAGUCCUAGGAUACAGCAAGGCGCGGACGGAAGCCUGGACCAAGUUCUACAGCAGCGAGAGCAGCAUGCAAAGUCUGAUACUGCUGCACGUACCGAUGCGCAAUAUUCCAACCACCUCCUCUCCAGCCCUCAGAAUCAAAACAACAGCGUGUUCCCAGUCGAAGACCCACAAAGAAAAAAAUCGGAAGAAGAAGCACGAGCCAAAAGCGACAACGACACCGAUAUCGACGGAUUCGAAACAAUUUCUCGUACAAUCAGCGGCGAACCUUCCAUCUCAAUAGCAGGCUCCGACUACCACGGCGUCGACCUCAAGCAAGUACUCCCUGGACCUCCAGAUCUAGCUCAAGACAUUGGCCCCCUCCUCCGCCGCAUUCAUUCCUACAGCGACUUCGAAACCCUCCNNACUCUAAAAACCCGCCCAGACAGUUUUUACCCACGCCGCCUCAGUUUUUCAAUCGCCGAAGACAGUAUUCUUCCUCCCUCGCCUCUAUUGCUUGCACCUUCCUCUCCGUUACCACAGCACCUCGCCCUCCCUGACCAGUACACCCACGAAUCAACAAUCUCCAGCGAUCUCAAAGCCUUGCGUGCCGAAAUUGCCACUUUGGACCGUAAAGAAGGUUCCUGGACGCGCGACCAAUUACUCGAAACUUCGCACUUGCUCACCCAAGCAGAUGAAGACCAAAGCUAUCUGGACUCCAUCUACCGUCCUUCAGCAUCAAACCUACAAGACCUUCGAGACGCUAGUGAAGCUUUGUUGGUCGACGAACGCGAUGCCCUACACGAAGGGGCCAAAGAACUAGAAACACUGGCCCAAAGACUGGACUAUGAGAUUGAAGGGUUAAGAGGUAAAGUCGAGGAUGUAGAGAUUAAUGUUGAUGACUUUGAGAGAGCUGUUAUAGGCAUCGAGGGACGCAUCGAUGAGUUGGAGGAUUUAGGACAGGGUAAGGGGGUUUGGGGGUGUGUGGUUUCU
Aureobasidium uvarum is the source of this 2579-nucleotide messenger RNA. Lineage: Eukaryota; Fungi; Ascomycota; Dothideomycetes; Dothideales; Saccotheciaceae. The record is from the annotation of a GenBank genome assembly.